This is a messenger RNA of Aspergillus heteromorphus CBS 117.55, 1614 nucleotides long. RefSeq names its product GMC family oxidoreductase. NCBI's taxonomy places the organism in Eukaryota, Fungi, Ascomycota, Eurotiomycetes, Eurotiales, Aspergillaceae. The transcript is spliced from 2 exons. The record is from RefSeq and is a predicted model, not a curated record. Gene Ontology annotation, molecular function: oxidoreductase activity, acting on CH-OH group of donors; flavin adenine dinucleotide binding. Bases 1 to 1614 code for a protein of 537 amino acids.
AUGGCCUCGCAUCCCUCCCGUGCAGACUACAUCAUCAUCGGCGGCGGCACGGCCGGCCUGGUCGUGGCCAAUCGCCUGGCCGAAAACCCCAACAUCGAGGUGCUCGUGCUGGAGGCUGGGCCGGACCGUACCUCGGAGGGCCGCGUCCAGGAUCCGGCCGCCUGGCCCACCCUGACCGGCUCCGAUGUGGACUGGCAGUUCCAGACCGUGCCUCAGCCUGGCCUGAACAACCGCCACCAAGACCAGCCCGCGGGGAGAGUCCUGGGCGGCACGUCCUCCAUCAGCGGACUGGCCUUUGUGCCGCCAUCGCCGGCGGGCAUCGACGCCUGGGAGGCGCUGGGCAACCCGGGCUGGAACUGGAGCAAUCUAUCCCUGGCCCUGGAGCGCAGCUUCCACACCUCCCUUCCGGCUGAUAGCGCCCUCCCCGCACAUCCCGCCAACGGCCCCGUCGCAGUCACCUACCCCGCCCUGUCGACCCCCGGCAACCACCCGCUCAUCGACGCCUGGAACAACACCCUCGCCGCCCAGGGCUACCCCUUCCGCGACACCUUUCUACCCACCCCCACCACCACUGGCACCCGCCCCUACACCGCGGCCAUCACCCCCGGGGGCCUCCGCAGCGCCAGCACCCACUACACCACCCCGCGCCCAAACCUGCACAUCCUCACCAACACCCCCGUCGAGCGCAUUCUCUUCGACCCCUCCACCUCCCCGAUGACCGCCACCGGCGUCCUCCUCCACAACAACCCCGACCCCAUCACCGCCACCAAAGAAGUCAUCCUCGCCGCCGGCGCCUUCCAAACCCCCAAACUCCUCGAACUCUCCGGCAUCGGCUCCGCAUCGCUGCUAACCACCCACAACAUCCCCUGUCUCAUCGACCACCCCUCCGUCGGCGAAAAUCUCCAGAACCAGCUCCUCGCCAUCCUCCCCAUCCCCGUCAAAGCCUCCCCAGACACCGCAGGACUCACACCGGGCAUCCAAGCCCUAGCCUUCGUCCGCUCCGGGUCCGAAGCAGACCUCCUCUCCCAACACGGCCACGGAAUCCCCCCACCCCUGCACACCCUGCUAUCCACCGAUACAGAACCGACAGCCUGCACCUUCCUCACCACCCUCUCACCCUCCAUCGCCCUCCUAGGUCUCAUCCCCAGCUACCCCCUCUCCCGCGGCUCCGUGCACAUCUCCUCUCCCCAUCCGGACGAGAAACCGACCAUCGACCCCAACUUCUUCUCCCACCCCCUCGAUCUCCCCCUCAUGGCUUCCCACUUCAGAAAUCUGCAAUCCCUCCCGUCCACCUCCCCCCUCAAUGAAUUCCUCAUCCCCCCGCCGAAUUUACCGGCUGAAGCGCUGGAUCUGGCCAUUCUGCAGGAGGUCCUGAAGGCGUCUGCGCUGGCGACGCAUCAUGCCUGCGGAACGGCGGUCAUGGCGCCGAAGGAGGAGGGUGGGGUCGUGGAUAGCCAGUUGAGGGUGUACGGCACGGCGAAUUUGAGGGUUGUCGAUGCGAGUAUUUUUCCCGUGGGCGCGGUAGCCUAUCCGAUUGCUACGGUUUAUGGGGUGGCGGAGAGGGCGGCCGAGUUGAUUGCUGGGGAGGGAGAGCGGGGGCCUGUAGGGCUGUAG